AAUUUAUAUUUAAUAUUCAUCCCGCGCAAGUCUUAACCUAGUCAUAUGUUGAAACAUUAUCACAGUUGGUGAUAUUACCGUCCACAAUUAACGGACCUAAUUAGCCCCACAGUUAAACUUCCAUUAAUAACCUGACAUUAAUUACGUGAUCAAUCACACACUAGACGAUAAGCUUUUCGACUAAUCUAAUUAACUUCUUUUUCAUUCAAACUAACAUUAAGUGCAUUAAGAUAUUUUAUUAGCUAGUUUAGACGCACCUACACCUACAGUCAAACUAAUUAUUCUUUGCCUUCUACAAAGUUCCGGGAAUGCGUUAAGAAAUCUUGCCUUUUCCGUUACAUUUAUCAAACUUUCAAAAUUGUAACUUUCAGUCGAUUACUUAAUGUUGACGUUAAGUACUCUAAAAAUUAGAAUAUAGAGUCCUAAAUUUAUAUUAUUUUAAGAAAUUUCUAUAAGUAAUUUGCUAUUUAGUAGUAAUUGUUUAGGAAAUAAACAGCGUCUGUUUUUCGCUUAUUUUUUGGUUUAACUAGUGGUGAAUAUUUGAAAUCCCAAAAAUAGUCACGGAACUCUUGCUUUCCUAGGCUUACAAAAAGGAGAAAACAAAGAAUCAAAAUAGAGAACAAAGAAGUUCGAAAACAAAAACAAAAGAAGUGUUGACAAAAAAAAAACAAAAAAAAAACUAUAAGAAGAACAAGAAUGUCGUUUUCUGGAUAUAGCUUCGUCAUAGUAUCAUUACUCUCCAUCGUCUUAACUCAAAUCUACGGUUCCUGUAAUGUAGACCCAAAUGCUAAUCCCCAACCGGCAGCAACGUCAGGGGUUAGGGCUCAUCCCCAACCGGCAGCAACGUCAGGGGUUAGGGCUCAUCCCCAACUGGCAGCAACGUCAGAUCUUAACACCCUAGGUCGAACCAACUUAGACCCAAGGGUUGAUCUUCUACCGGCAGAAACUUUAUUGGUUCACAAUCGGGUUCGAGCCGAAGUCGGGGUGGGUCCAAUGGUGUGGGACUUCAAACUAGCUGCCUUCGCACAGAACUACGCUAACGUACGAUCCAAAGACUGCGCCCUACAACAUUCGACAGACGAAAUGUACGGCGAGAAUAUAGCCGCAGGGUGGCUCAAGUCUAAAGAAUCAAUGAGCGGUCCGAUCGCGGCUAAGUUGUGGUAUGGCGAGAAGAAAUUCUACAAUUAUCAAACCAACAAAUGUAGUGGUAUGUGUGGGCAUUAUACUCAGAUGGUGGCUAACCAAUCGCACCGAGUUGGAUGUGGUCACGUCAGGUGUCAUGCAGAUACAUAUCUUUGGGUCGUAUGUAACUAUGCUCCUAGGCCGAUGGGUGAUGAGAACACACGUCCGUAUUAAUGAACUUUUGUUUUUAACAAGACGAAUAGUUGUCUGAUGUAAUAAAAUUUAACAUAAUAAGUUACGUACUAUAGAUAACCAGACAUUAUAGUAUGGAGAUGUCUGAUCAUGUAAUAAAAAUUAACAUAAUAAGUUCGUGUUUCAUAUAAUAUACCAGAAUCCAGAAAUUAUAUUU
Molecule: messenger RNA, 1531 nt
Organism: Brassica rapa (field mustard)
Lineage: Eukaryota; Viridiplantae; Streptophyta; Magnoliopsida; Brassicales; Brassicaceae
Product: pathogenesis-related protein 1
Source: RefSeq, a predicted model, not a curated record